AUGGAGCGGCGGAGGGGAAGGGGAGGAUACGGCGGCCGCGGUGGCGGAUUUGGCGGCGGGAAAGGCGGCGGAAAAGGCGGAGGGCUAGACAGUGACGAGGACGAGGCGACGCCGGUGGAUGCGGGAUACGAGGUGGCGGAGGAGCUUCCGGAGGAAGCCUCCGCGAAGAACCGGCGGUACGAUGACGUGGACGUGUACGAGUACGAGCUUCCCGCGGACUUCGAGGAUGAGGAGGAGGAUGAGGAGGAGGAGGAGGAAGAGGGAGGGGGUAUGUUAGAUAGUGAUGAGGAGGAUGAGGAGGAAGAUGAAGAGGAGGAGGAGGAGGAGGAUGAGGAGGAGGAGGAAGAGGAGGAGGACGCGGAAGGGGAGAUUGAGGAGGAUGAGGAGGAUGAGGAAGGGGAAGAAGAGGAGGGAGAGGAGGGAGAGGAGGGAGAGGAGGGAGAGGAGGAGAGUGAGGAAGAGGAGGACGAUGAGGACGAGGAGAAGCAUCAGCAGCUGUUGGCUGAUGUGGUGGCGAGGCAUCAGAGCAGGGAAGGUGAGGGCCAGGGAGAAUGGAGGUUCAAGGUUCAGGUUCUGGGUUUAGAGUUUUCACACGUAGCAGGUGCAAAGGGCAAAAAGACCCUCUCCUCUCACUCUCCUCUCACUCUCUUCUCACUCUCUUUUCACUCUCUUCUCACUCUCUUCUCACUCUCUUCUCACUCUCUUCUCACUCUCUUCCUCAAGGCAUCAGCAGUGGCCGCGGAGAGUCUUCCCGAGUCGGAGUUCAACCUCACAGCAGCCAAGGGCGCAGCUCAAUCCUUGUCUCGCCCCUCUCUACUCACUCUCUUGCCCCUGUCAUCUCCCCUUCCCCCUUUUCUCCUCCUUGCUGUCACAGCCAGGAAGCCUCGGGGUGCGAUAUCAUUGAAGGCAUCAGCAGUGGUGGGGGAGAGUCUACCCGAGUCGGAGUUCAACCUCACAGCAGCCAAGGGCGCGCGCAGCUCAAUGCUCUUAGUGCCCUUCCUGUUGUCUCUUCCCCUCGUCUCCCUUCCUCUCUCAUGUCUCACAGCCAGGAAGCCUCGAGGUGCGGUAGCAUUGAAGGCAUCAGCAGUGGUGGGGGAGAGUCUACCCGAGUCGGAGUUCAACCUCACAGCUGCUAAGGGCGCGCGCAGCUCAAUGCUCUUAGUGCCCUUCCUGUUGUCUCUUCCCCUCGUCUCCCUUCCUCUCUCAUGUCUCACAGCCAGGAAGCCUCGAGGUGCUAUAGCAUUGAAGGCAUCAGCAGUGGUGGGGGAGAGUCUACCCGAGUCAGAGUUCAACCUCACAGCAGCCAAGGGCGCAGCACUGGCAGCAGCAGCCGACGCAGCAGCAGCUGCAGCAGCAGGAGCGGCAUGUGGGGCGGCAGGAGCAGCGGCAGCUUUCCCUACCACUGCAGCAGGUUCGGGAGCAGGCUCGGGAGGGCUGUCUGUAGAGGAUUUGCUUCGGCCGCUGGGGCAGGUCGGGGCUGAUCUGUCAGGCCUGGCGAAAGGCUCGGCGGAAGGCUCGGCGGCGGCAGGUUUGGGAGUGGGAGGUUCGGCGCUGGCCGGGCUGAAGAAGCAGAUGAGGAGAAUCGAGGCGAGUUGCGCUCCUGACACUGGCCCUUUGCCGACAGUUAUUCGGGAGAGAGUGGAAAGAAAGUGA
Molecule: messenger RNA, 1653 nt
Organism: Closterium sp. Yama58-4
Lineage: Eukaryota; Viridiplantae; Streptophyta; Zygnematophyceae; Desmidiales; Closteriaceae
Source: the annotation of a GenBank genome assembly